Molecule: messenger RNA, 685 nt
Organism: Vicia villosa (hairy vetch)
Lineage: Eukaryota; Viridiplantae; Streptophyta; Magnoliopsida; Fabales; Fabaceae
Product: elongation factor 1-beta 2-like
Exons: 4
Coding region: 31-351 (106 amino acids)
Biological process (GO): glycolytic process; translational elongation; fructose 1,6-bisphosphate metabolic process
Cellular component (GO): cytosol
Molecular function (GO): fructose-bisphosphate aldolase activity; guanyl-nucleotide exchange factor activity
Source: RefSeq, a predicted model, not a curated record
CUCUCCGCCACCGAUUCAUCUCAAGCUCCAAUGGCAGUUACUUUCUCAUAUCUACACACAGAAGAGGGUCUCAAAUCCCUCAACGAUUUUCUCUCCGGAAAAACCUAUAUCUCCGGGGAUCAAUUGACAAAGGAUGAUAUCAAGGUUUAUGGAGCUGUUUCUGAGAAGCCAAGUGGGUCUUUUUCCAAUGCUGCUACUUGGUAUGAUGCUGUUUCUUCAAGCCUUGCUGCUAGUUUCCCUGGAAAAGCUCAAGGUGUGAAGUUUGCAGCAAGUGGUGCUGCUCCAGCUGCUGAAGCACCUGCCAAAGCACUCAAGAAUGUGUCACAUAUGUUGUUUCUAGUGUGUGUAUAAGUCGAUGAAUUGUCGGCGUGAGUCUCAGUGUCCAACAUGUAGGCAUCAAUACUAUCACUUCCCUACAGUCUGUCAAUCACUUCAUUUUUUGCUUCUUAAGAUGUAUCCUGUUGCUUACAAUAGAAGGAUCAAUCAAACUCUUGGUAUGUAUCUUUCUCUAACUGUAUGCAUAAGCAUAUUUAGACUAUGAAGCACAUACACAUAUACCGACACCGGACAUGACACCGACACUGACAUGCUAACAUCAGUAAUAAUUUGAAAAAAUGAAUAAACCUUCAUAUUUGUUGCAAAGCAUUAGCGUGUUAAAAUGCACAUCUGAGCUAUAUACCAUUGA